Messenger RNA from Haliotis rubra (blacklip abalone), 867 nucleotides. RefSeq names its product caveolin-3-like. Gene Ontology annotation, molecular function: molecular adaptor activity. Bases 46 to 438 code for a protein of 130 amino acids. The record is from RefSeq and is a predicted model, not a curated record. The transcript is spliced from 2 exons. Gene Ontology annotation, biological process: caveola assembly. Gene Ontology annotation, cellular component: caveola. Lineage: Eukaryota; Metazoa; Mollusca; Gastropoda; Lepetellida; Haliotidae.
UAGCAGGAACCAUACCACACCUGAACAAAGUCAACUUGAUUCAAAAUGGCAGAACAAUCUACUAUCGAUCUGGAGAACCGAGAUCCCAACAAUAUCAACGACCAUUUGAAGGUCCAGUUUGAGGAUGUCUUGGCUGAGCCCGAAGGUGCCCACAGCAUUGACUGUUGCUGGAAGUUUACCAACAAAUGCUUCAACUGCGCCUUCAAAUGCUGCUACAUGCUGAUGACCCUGUGUGGACCUCUGUACGGUCUCUAUUACGGUUGGAGUUACGCCAUGCUUGCCUGUGCUCACAUCUGGCAAUACACACCCCAGAUUAAGGCUUGCGAGAUCAACUGUGUCAUGAUGAGGAAGGUGUACACCAUCUGCCUCAACUGCUGCCUGACGCCAUGUUGCGAGUCCUGUGGUGCCAUCUUCAGCAGGAUACAAGUCAAACAAUAACACAUUGACACCAUCUUGACCUUUCCUGACAUUCUUACACCAAGAAAAAUCAGUGUAAGACUUACCUGGAUGACAUUAGCACACAUAUUGCCUUUUAUGGGAAUACUUGAUACUGUCUACCAUGGAAAUAUUUCGUAAAUAACUACCAAGUGUGCACAAGUUUCUCCACGUGUUACGGCAGGAGAAACAACCAGUAAACUGUCUAACCAACUCUAAACGUGUUAUCUUCUUUCUAACUUUCGUCUCGGAUACUCAGGACCUUCUGUUAUAUUUCGCCUGUGGAAGGUACCAAGGACAUAAUUCUGGUUUCUUUAUUUGUGUACAAAGAACUUGAUCUCAACAUUCUAUAUGGAGGAGAACAAAGUAUUAUGGUGUACAUAUUCACGUUUGCAUUACUGUGAUCAAUAAACCGUCUUUUAUACAAUAUAA